UAGCAUGGAAGUGAUGCCCUUUGAUGAAGAGGGUGCAGGCUAUGACAGAGCCAAGGAAGUGAAGGAAUUUGAAGAGACCAAAGGUGGAGUGAAAGGACUAUUAGACUCUGGUAUUGUCAAGCUACCAAGGUUCCUUAUACAUCCACCAGAGUCUCUCCCAAGGUUAUCAUCUGGUGCUGGUGCUGCAGCCACUACUACAACUUCAUGCUACCAUGUUCCUGUGAUAGAUUUUUCAGGAUAUGAAAGGUGUCGCAGGUCAGAGAUAAUCAGUGAGAUUCGUGAAGCAUCAGAGACAUGGGGCUUCUUUCAAAUGGUAAAUCAUGGAGUUCCAGUUGUUGUUAUGGAUGACAUGCUAAAGGUCAUCAGAAAAUUCCAUGAGCAACCAAGGGAGGUGAAGAAGGAGUGGUAUUCCCGUGAUAAUAAGGUACCGGUGAGGUAUUUUUGCAACGGUGAUCUCCUUGUAGCAAAAGCAGCAAAUUGGAGAGACACCAUAAUCUUUGACUUCAAAGAUGGUCCUCUGAAUCCAGAGGCCUAUCCCAAAGUAUGCAGGGAAGCAGUGAGCCAAUACAUUGAACAUAUUCUAAAACUAAGGGAGAUAUUAUCACAACUACUGUCAGAGUCCUUGGGGCUCAAGAGUGACUAUCUCACAAGCAUAGAAUGCAUGAAAAGUGAAGCAAUGUUGUGCCACUAUUACCCAGCUUGUCCGGAACCAGACCUCACAUUUGGUGCCACACAGCACUCAGACCCAUCAUCCCUGACAAUUCUGCUGCAAGAUACCAUAGGAGGCCUCCAGGUUCUCCAUCAAAACAAGUGGGUUGACAUAAAUCCCAUGCAUGGAGCAUUGGUGGCAAACAUUGGUGACUUCAUGCAGCUAAUCACCAAUGACAAGUUCAAAAGCGUUGAGCAUCGAGUGCUAGCUGGACGAGUUGGGCCAAGGGCAUCAGUUGCUUGCCAUAUUUAUCCCAGUGCAAGCCAUAAAUAUAGACCAAUAGAUGAGUUAACAUCCAAUGAAAACCCACCUAAAUACAAGGAGACCCAUAUUAGUGAUUAUCUUGGUUACUAUAGGUCCAAAGGGCUUGAUGGCUCCAAAGCCCUACCUUACUUUAGGCUAUAACAUGUUGCUAAUGGUAUGUAUAAU
Messenger RNA from Gastrolobium bilobum, 1138 nucleotides. Its product is annotated as 1-aminocyclopropane-1-carboxylate oxidase homolog 1-like. The coding region runs from base 5 to 1114 and encodes 369 amino acids. The transcript has 3 exons. Lineage: Eukaryota; Viridiplantae; Streptophyta; Magnoliopsida; Fabales; Fabaceae. The record is from RefSeq and is a predicted model, not a curated record.